This is a messenger RNA of Paramuricea clavata, 9603 nucleotides long. NCBI's taxonomy places the organism in Eukaryota, Metazoa, Cnidaria, Anthozoa, Malacalcyonacea, Plexauridae. The record is from the annotation of a GenBank genome assembly.
AUGUGUGUCCUUCGUACGCAUUCCGCUGGUGCAAGCAAUGGUUUGUAAACAUUAAAAUAAAUAAACAAUCACUUUGAUUAAUUUAAAAUCAAGUUUAAAGUGGAGAACGAAGGCAAACGUAGGUUAAACAUGAAUUUUUUGUUCCUAAAUCUUUGUGUUUCGUUCAGGUCCGCUACCUCUGUACAGGAAACUUGAAAACAAGCUUGAAGGUCGGAAUGGUGAAAGGGCAAUUGUUCCCAGUGUUAAUGAAAGCGAAGGUAAAUGUAUUUUAGCCUAUUUAGGCCAAUUACUGGAGAAAAUUAUGUCUCGCAUAAGUUAGCGCUAACCCUGGAUUAAACACGUUUUCUGCGCUUCUUUCAAAACUUCAGGAAAAAUAAAACUUCUAUUGAUCCCGGAGAAGAUUGCCAGAAAAAAUAUUUACAGCUAGCCCCGGAACAAUUAGCCCCGGAAAAACUAGCCCCGGAACAAUUAGCCCCGGAACAAUUAGUCCCGGAACCUAGAAUAAAGUAAUGGUCUGUUCAGGUCACUAGUAGACCUCUAGUAAUACUACGAAAACUAGUUAAAGAUUUUGUGUCGCCACCAACCUAUAUGAACGGGCUUUGUGCCAAUCACAAACCACGAUCAUAUUUGGUAUUGAAGGUUUUACCAAAACGCCGAGGUUUGCUCAUGGGAUUUUGCUGUGAUUAAAUUUUAUUUAGUUCAACACGACAUUGUAAUGUAUUGGACAGAAAUAUUUCAGGGUGAUGUCGACAUAAACCUUGUUUUGAAAGGCUCAAACUCUCGAACUGAACGUAUUCGUUUACAGCAGAAUACACGAAAACCCGGAUUCUGGAAUACGGCCAGAGCUAAGUAUGUAGUCUGGAAAUAUUAUGAAUAUAGGAACGCUAUUGAAAGCGAACGCUAAUGAAAGUGAACGCUAAUGAAAGUGAACGCUAUUGAAAGCGAACGCUAAUGAAAGCGAACGCUAUUGAAAGUGAACGCUAAUGAAAGUGAACGCUAUUGAAAGUGAACGCUAUUGAAAGUGAACGCUAAUGAAAGUGAACGCUAUUGAAAGUGAACGCUAUUGAAAGCGAACGCUAAUGAAAGUGAACGCUAAUGAAAGCGAACGCUAUUGAAAGUUAAUUAAAGAAUCAAUUAAUUAAAGAAUCAACGAGAAUAACCGAAACUUCUAGUACGUUAAUAGACUUGGCAUUCAGUAACAAGCCAGAACUGAUUAUUGACUCGGGCGUGGAACACAUAGGAAUAAGUGACCAUAGCAUGAUCUAUGUCUGCCGAAAAGUUUCUAUUCCCCGAAAAGAGCCAUAAAUUGUCAACACAAGACAGUAUAAAUAUUUCGAAAUUAAUGCUUUUAGAUCAGAUUUAAUUGAAAUUUUCCAAAUACAAUCAAACCUUACAAACCCAAACAUUCUUUGGGAGGAGUGGAAAUCAAAAUUUUUGGCGGUUGCUGAUCUACAUGCGCCACCAAUUACACGGAAAGUUAGAAGUGAGUAUGCUCCUUGGAUUACAGAAAAUAUUAAGAAAAGUAUGCAAAAUAGAGAUUAUCUUAAAAAAAAGGCCGUUAAAUCGGGCUCAAGGAAUGUGCACGAAGCGUAUAAAAGAGCAAGAAAUGAAGUAAACAAACUCGUUAAAAACACGAAAACUAAAUACUUUAUGAAUGCCCUAAGUGAAAAUAAUCAAAAUCCUAAAACAAUGUGGAACACAAUUAGGACAUUGACAAACAAAAAUUCUAAAACAACUAACAUCACUGAGAUCCACGUUGAGAAUGACCACUCUGUUACCGAGCCUAAACAGAUUGCUGAUGCCUUUAAUACAUUUUUCAUUAACUAUAUUGGUACUCAACUGGCUGAUGCUUUACCUGUAACCAACAUAACACCAGAAUCAUUUAUCACCCCUGCGAAUUCCUCUUUUGAAAUUCAUACCGUUUCAAUUGAAAAAGUAUUUAAUUUACUUUCCACUAUAAAGGUUUCUAAGGCAACAGAACACGAUAAAAUCUCACCAAAAUUGCUGAAAGACUCUGCAGAUAUCAUAGCGCCAUCUUUGGUUAAUAUCUUUAACCAAUCUAUUAAAACUGGUAUCUUUCCUGAUGAUAUGAAAACUGCAGUGAUCUCACCUAUUUUCAAGUCGGGAAAUAAGACAGAGUGUACUAACUAUAGACCAAUUUCAAUACUCUCGGCAAUUUCCAAAAUCUUUGAGAAACUCGUUUCAUUGCAAUUGUCUGAAUAUCUGGAAUCCAAUGAGAUACUCACAGGUGAACAAUCAGGUUUCCGAAAGAAUCACUCAACACAAUCAUCGCUCCUUCAAGCCACCAACAAAUGGUUGAUCAAUAUGGACAAUGGGUGCUUGAAUGGUGUAAUAUUUUUGGACCUGAAGAAAGCCUUUGAUUGUGUUGAUCACGAUAUACUGCUUAAGAAACUAUAUCUCUAUGGGUCUAGCCCAAUUACCUUAAAAUGGUUUAAGUCAUAUCUGUCCAAUAGAACACAAAUAUGUAAAAUUGAGCGCACCAUGUCAAGAGAACAUAUAAAUGACCAAAUACAUGAUAAUAGGGUCUAGACAGAGAUUAGCCAAAAUUGAAAACGAACAAGAAUUAAAACUUGGGAAAACAAAUAUUAAUAGGGUAAAAUGUACAAAAACCCUAGGUGUAAUUGUCGAUGAACAAUUAACGUGGAAAAACCAGAUCGAAAGCAUAGUUAGCAAGGCUUCAUAUCGGAAUGAUACGUCGUAUUAAGAAAUAUGUUCCGGCAACAGUUUUAGAAAACGUCUAUAAGGCUAUAGUACUGCCUUAUUUUGACUAUUGCAGUUUAGUUUGGGAAAACUGUAGCGUCUACCUCCAAGAUAAAUUACAGAAAAUGCAAAAUAGAGCAGCUAGAGCAGCCUAGACCUAGGCCUUCUAUUUUUAUUUAUAUUUUUUAUAUUCAGCGCUUUUUCACAUGAAAAGACUGGGACUAGGUGAUUUGGGGGCGGGGCGGAGGAAGGACACAAGCCUGUUCCUCCGCCCAGCCCCCAAAUCACCUAGUCCCAGUCUUUUCAUGUGAAAAAGCGCUGAAUAUUAAAAAAUAUAAAUAAGACUAGAAGGCCUAGGUCUAGGCUGCAGCUAGAGUAAUUACGGGGAAACCGUACGAUACAAGAAUAAGUGAUAUGCUGAAUGAACUUGGUUGGCAACCAUUAGCUGGACGAAGGAGAUCUCAGAAAAUAGUAUUUAUGCAUAAAGUUAAAAAUAAGCAAUUCCCAGAAAGCAUAUCUAGCAUGUUCCAUAUUAAUAGAAACGACAACUACAACCUACGCAAUAAUAAUGUCAAUUAUGCACUUCCAAAACCUAAAACAGAUUUCAUGAAAAAAAGCAUAAGUUAUUCAGCCGUAAGUCUAUGGAAUAGCCUCCCAAAAGCCGCUAAACUACAUGACGUUUCUAUUUGGCAAUUAAAACAAUUCUCUCGAGCUGAUUAUAAUUACGAAUAGACGAAAUGUGCGAACAGUAAAUAGAAUCUAAUUAUGUCAUGUGUUUGUAAAUAGCUCCUGUAUUGUGUUAGGUUAGUUGUUUAAUGUCUUUUUAUAUAUUUUUUACUGUAUUACUGUAAACGGCCCCUUGGAAAUCAGAUGUUAGUAGAUCUGAAGGGUUACCGUUUCCAAAUAAGAUUAAAUAAUAACGCUAAUGAAAGUGAACGCUAAUGAAAGUGAACGCUAAUGAAAGCGAACGCUAAUGAAAGCGAACGCUAAUGAAAGCGAACGCUAAUGAAAGCGAACGCUAACGCAUGCGAACGCUAACGCAUGGGAACGCUAACGCAUGGGAACGCUAACGCAUGGGAACGCUAACGCAUGCGAACGCUAACGAAUGCGAACGCUAACGAAUGCGAACGCUAACGAAUGCGAACGCUAACGAAUGCGAACGCUAACGAAUGCGAACGCUAAUGCGUGCGAACGCUAAUGAAAGCGAACGCUAAUGCAUGCGAACGCUAAUGAAAGCGAACGCUAAUGAAUGCGAACGCUAAUGAAAGCGAACGCUAAUGAAUGCGAACGCUAAUGAAUGCGAACGCUAAUGAAUGCGAACGCUAAUGAAAGCAAACGCUAAUGAAAGCAAACGCUAAUGAAAGUGAAAGCUACCGAAUGUGACAAGAGUGCAGUAACAAUUGUUUUUAGCGACUCUUGUGUUGAAUUUAGAGCGAUGGUGUAUCGCGUAAUGAUCAAGCCUGUGCCAGGAUUAAAUUCUGUCGCCGUCUCCAGCAGUGGCACACUGCCUAACUUUAAGAAGGUCAGUAACAGAAAUAAAAAGAUUGGAGAAUUUUUGUUAACGUUCUAUCUUAUUAUGUUUGACAAUAGUAACACUCCGCAUCACCAUUCCCCUUCUUGGAAUGUUCCCGAACGGUGCUUGGCAUGUCCUCCAAUUUCCAGUGAAGCACGUGUAAUAAUGAACACUUGUCACGAUCUUAACGAGUGAUAUUUAUAUGGUUUUGGAUGUUUAGGUUCUGGUUGUGAACAAUGACAACGUGGUUUAUGAAUUUCCGUUUAAUCAGCCAUCCAAACGAACGCUAUUGAAUCGACCCAUGAAUCAAGCAGUGGAAGCUGCACUUGCCCGUGGUAUGUUUGAAUAUUGAUUCGUAAAGUUUAUUUUUGUUGAAUAAGCCUUUAGAUACAAACCACAACAGCUUAUUGUGGAAUACUAUCUACACUGGACCGCCACGUUGAGAUGUAUUUUUCAGGUAGUUCAGACACAAACCACAACAGCUUAUUGUAGAAUACUACCCUACACUGGACCACCACAUUGAGAUAUCUUUUUCAGGUAUUUCAGACACAAACCACGGCAGUUUAUUGUAGAAUACUACCUACACUGAUUAAGGUCCAUGUUUUAGACCAGCGGAGUUCUGCAUAACAGCAGAUCACUAUUUAACUGAUUCAUGCUAUAUUGUAUUCUAGAGUACCCUGCGGUGUCUAUCCGUUUCACAGGGAAUGGACUGUGUGUCAACCCAGUAAAUUCUGACCUUCCACCACCCCUUGUCACACGGCUGGUCUUGCGUUAUAACUGUGGAACACUGGAUACCUUUUUUACCAUCACUCAGACUAAGAAUCUUCAGCAUAUUGCCAGUGGACUGUUUGUUGCUGGUGAUAUGACUGGUCUUGGUACGACUAACCAAGGUAUUGAUACUGCUGAAUAUCAACUAUCUCAGGUACAAUCGGUACGUCUCGGGGUUCAGUCACAACCAGUACGUCUCGGGGUUCAGUCACAACCAGUACGUCUCGGGGUUCAGUCACAACCAGUACGUCUCGGGGUUCAGUCACAACCAGUACGUCCUGGAGGUCAGUCACAACCACUAAGUACUGAUAAACAGUCACCUCUUAGUUUUCUACAUGAUGAUAUUGGUGGUGACGGCAAACUGGCAAGUUCUAAUCAUGGUGAUCAUAGUGCACUGGACGGUCUUGAUGGUAGAAAACUGGCCAAUAAUGAUGAUGAUAGUAGACUCGUCGGUACUGGUGGUGAUAGUCAUUAUAAACUCGCCCGUCCUGCUGGUGGCGAGGUUAUCAGAAACCGUUAUAGUAAGAAACCAGCAAGAACUGGCGAUAGUGGUAAGAUUAGACCAAGCAGUAUUUUUGGUGACGUUGGUGGUGACAGUAGACCAAGCAGCAUUGGUGAUGAUGGAGAUGUCAUCAACAGAAAACCAGCCAGUUUAGGUGUUGGUAGUAGACCAAACAGCAUUGGUGAUGACGGUGAUGUUAUCAACAGAAAACCAGCCAGUUUAGGUGUUGGUAGUAGACCAAGCAGCAUUGGUGAUGAUGGUGAUGUUGUCAACAGAAAACCAGCCAGUGUAGGUGUUGGUGGUGGUAGACCAAGCAUUUUCAAAAGUCAGCAGGAUGAUGGUGAAUUGGGAGAUAUGAAUGACUAUGGUAAACUGGUCACUACUGGUAAUAUUGGCAAUAAGAAAAAAAUCUUUGGUGGUGAAGACAUUGCCAUGGACACCUUGCAUGGUACAUCACGCCUAUCCAAUCUUCACAAAGUAUUUCCCAACCAAAAGAUGAGCUCAGGUCGUUACCAGGGCUUGAGAAGUCAUCCACAGUCCAUCGUUGCUCAUGCUUUAUCGAACGACAACGACAAGAGAAGUGGAAUUACACUGAAGUCCAUGCAGACUCUGGAGCAUGUAAAGCUUAGCUUAAAACCAAGCUCUAACCUUAAAUUCCAGUUAACAUCAGAUCUCAAGAAAACUGCGAAUGACACUGGCCCACAGACUGGAAAUACAUUUCCAGUAAAUGUGCGAGAUUUAAUCGGAAUUCUUCCAUAUCACGCCUCGAAUGAUACGAAGUUGAGUGGCAGACAUAAUGACGAGCAAUUCAAGAGACAAAAUGUUCUUCAUGGAAAGAUGGAACUCGAUAGACGUGCGUUAGUACCUGAUCGCAAGUCAUACCUACAGGAAAGUGAAACUGGACUGUGCAUUGGUUUUCAUAACAUGCAAGUGGAGCUUAUGCCUUGUGAAUCCAUACCAUCUUCUGUUCAGUUUUAUGGUACGUCUACUGGUUUAGGUCAUUAUCACCAUUUUUACCAUCAUUAGUUUCACCAUUUUCACCACCAUCAUCGCAAUAAUCGUUCAUCAUCACAAUCGUCAUCAUCAGUGCCACCAUCAUCAUCACCAUCAUCACUACCACCCCCGUCACUGCUAUUAUAACCACCACAUUCUUAAUAAUUUAUCUCCUACACUUUUCAUCUCCAGGUAAACCAAAGAGCAAGCCGCCUGCAGUUCCUGCCACCCAGAAUCCCCCAGCUUCAGGUUGGUUUGAUUCAGCUCUUCACAUCACAUUUGAUGGGAAAUGUUUUUUCUUUCUGGGUAGCUGGGUUUAGGGUUCACUAAUAUGAAUGUUUAAUUUUGUUUUGAAUUUCGUUCAGCUGUCAGUCCAUGUGGAAGUACCUGUCCAUCAACGUGUGCGCCUUCCUGCGCUCAAUCAUGUUGCUCCACUGGAACGUCUUAUACACAGCCAAGUAAGCUCGUUUGAAGAAAUUAUUUGAGUAAUUACUGAUGCGCAUCUCUGUGACAGGUUCCACGAUAUGCAUGCAGUUUCUCAUUUUUUGCCUCAGUCACAUAUGAGAAGAGUGCUUUCAGUUUGCCUAACACCAGUUCAAACUUUCAUUAAUAUUAUUAUUACUAUUACAGAUAUUUAUACAGGGUGGCCAUUACAGCUACUGUAUAGACCUUAUUCAUAAAUCGUGAUCGAGGCCUCGUAUCCUAGGAAACGGGGAAAAACGCGGGAAAAUUGACAAAAUGUUUUUUUGCUGUCGGCUAUGGCAGCUUUUUAUCGUCAAUAUUACGGCUUUUUUCGAAAAUAAUAUCUAUAAAACUGAGUUUGAAAGUUGAAAAAAAUACUUUUGAGAAAAUAUAACAUGAUAUUUAAAGCAAAAGAUGCUGGAGUCAAUCGAAAAAGGAAACCUUUGACUUUGUAUCAUUGUCGUAGUUUGUAUGGCCAAAACAAACAACCAACAAGGCUACAAAACGUCUAUACAAUACCAAAAUCGUAAGAAAUAUGAAACUAUUGUUGAAGAAAUAGGAUUACAACUCACUCAGGUAAUGUAGCCUUUAUUUUUUAAACUUGUAAGCUGCUUGCAGAAUGUUAUCGAGCCACAGCCAUAGUUCAUAUUUUUCCGUACGAAUCAAUAACAUUUGACGUUCUCUUGUGAUUUUUGGCUGUUGUUUUCUUUCAUAUUUAUGUCAAAUUCAAGACAUAGUUGUCUUGAUUCUUCACGGAAUAACCUUUAUAUUGACGUUAAAAUCUCAGUAAAAUACUGUUUUUCGCUUCUGGAUAAACACCAUCGCUACGUUGUCGUUUUUUCCACACAAAAACGGGAGAAAAACCGGCCGCUUUUAUAAUAUACUCAUUUACCGCUUUCGUUGUGGUCACAAAGUCUUAAAAUACACACAAAAAUCGUUAUAAAUCGCAAAAAGCAACAAGAAACAAGCGGUUAAAGUCGACACAAUAGCAUCUGAAUUUGGCUUGUCAAGCAGUUUUCGCUUGUUUUCCCGCGUUUUGUUCCCGUAUCCUAGGAUACGAGGCCUCGUCACGAUUUAUGAAUAAGGUCUUAUGUAACACUUACCCAAAGAGAGAAGACUCUUAUUGGAUCCCUACGGAGAACAGUUUAGAACUGAUAGAGCUAUCCAGUGUUGAUAGAGUUAGUUUAGUUAACUUGGUUUAGUCCAGAAAACAUGAGAUGAUGAAAAUAUCUUUUUGUUUUAGAUUCUGGUUCAUGUGGUAGUGGCUGUUCAUCCAGUUGCUAUCCUUCAUGUACUUCAUCCUGUUGCGACACAGGGUACCAAGGCUCUCAAGGAACGUCAUCGUCCUCACCGAGUUCAUGUCCUGGUAGUUGUAGUAGUGCUCAGGCAUGUCCAUCCAGUCAAUGUCCACAGUCCUGUUGUUCAGGUAAAUCAAUGCUGAAAACUAGACCAAAGUUUAGUAUUUUUAUUCUUUUUAUUAACUAUGAGCUCAAUCUCCGUACUUUGAUAGAUCUUCCAGCAUUUCACAAUCGUUGAAAAACUGAUCACUAUUAUUAUUAUUAUUAUUAUUAUUAUUAUUAUUAUUAUUAUUAUUAUUAUUAUUAUAAACUUUAUUUUGACACGGUAGAAUCAUCAGUAAAAAUUUACAUAAUAUAGAUGUAUAUAAAGUAUAGAAAAAGGAGGAAAAGGAAAAAAAUACAAAUGCUAUUUACAAAAGACAGAACAGUACUGAUUUACAUGAUUGCCGUGUGUGAAUCUAAGCUAACUAACAUUCUAGACCUCGUUUAAAAGCACUAAGAGAUUGUGCCGAACGAAGUUCAGUUGGUAAACUAUUCCAUUAAACAGCUCCAUCGUAGCUGAGUGAGCGCUUUAGAUAAUCUGUAUGUGGCUUAGGGACAAAUAAUGUAUUUUCAUUGUUUCUCAAUCUGUAAGGACAAGAUCGCGAAAUAAAUAUGUCUUGUAGAUAUUCCGGUACCCUCUUGUUGUUCCGGUACCCUCUUGUUAUUCCGGUACCCUCUAUCCCGUUGUCCAGCAUUCGUACCCCUGUAUUUAUUGUUAAUUAUUGAACAGCAAGCAGAUUCAGCAGAACAACAGUCUUUCUAUACACAUUCGUGUCAAAGGUCGUGGAUUUUCUCCGGGUACUCCGCUUUCCUCCCACAGGGAAAGUUGACAGGGUGGGUUGGGAUAACUACAUUCACAAUAGCAAACACAAAAAUUAUUUUUCUUUACCCUCCAGGGCAGGGGGGAUCUUCAAUGUCUCAGAAUCAAGGAGGAUAUUCGAUGUCUCAAAAUCAAGGAGGAUAUUCCAUGCCUCAGAAUCAAGGAGGAUAUUCGAUGUCUCAUAAUCAAGGAUCGUCCACGACGCAGAAACAGCAAUGUCCAAGUGGCUGCAAGAAACAUUGUCGACCAUCUUGUCCAUUCAGUUGUUGUUAAAGUGUCAUUGGUAUAACGUAAGGUUUGGAUAAUAUCUUUCCAUUUCGUUGAAGACCGGAUCAUUAAUUAAUGUAACAAUAUAAAGUAUAAAUCAUUAAUAUAACAUAUAAAGUAUUUAAAAAUGACAUGUUGCAAUGUGUAAUGAAAACAAGAAUGUUAAACUUGGUAAUGUUAUACUUAUAAGUUCUCUUAAAACAGUGGUAUAAAAUAU